Molecule: messenger RNA, 582 nt
Organism: Helianthus annuus (common sunflower)
Lineage: Eukaryota; Viridiplantae; Streptophyta; Magnoliopsida; Asterales; Asteraceae
Product: pollen-specific protein SF21-like
Exons: 5
Coding region: 106-375 (89 amino acids)
Source: RefSeq, a predicted model, not a curated record
UGCUUCAGUGAUGUGUAUGGGAGCAAUGGCGGGUGCCUAUAUUCUUACACUAUUUUCGAUAAAAUAUAGUGAAAGAGUAAGUGGUUUGAUACUUGUUUACCCUCUAUGCAGAGAGUAGCUUCUUGGAAUGAAUGGUUUUACAAUAAGUUCAUGUCGAAAUUGCUUCAAUAUUGCGUUAUGUGUGACAUGUUAAAGGAGUUAUUGAUUCACAGAUACUUCAGUAAGGCGGUCUGUGGUAGUCUAGAAGUCCCAGAAUCAGAAAUCGUUCGAGCAUACAGGAAGAUUGAAAAGUUGAAAUUGGUUAUCAAGGAGUUCUUUAAGGAAAAGGAUGAAGAAAAAGAAAGAUUAAAUGGAAUUAUUGUUGGGUUGUUGUAAAAGCAAAAGAUAAGGUGGAUAUGGAUACCAUGCUCAAUAGGAUGUCAUAAGUUGAAGCGAUCACAGUUCGAAAAUAUGCUAUAAACACUUGGUUUUGAGUGUUUUGAUGUUUAUUGUAUUAGGAUGGUUUUGAACAGAGAUGUUCUAUAUACAUUUUUGGGUUUGUAGUUUUAUUGAGUGUUUUAUAUAAUUGUAAUUUUAUCGAAA